AUGUUGAAUAAUAAGCUCAGUGGUGUGUUGCUGCAUCACAUGGACAUGGCAGUGGCCCCUGAGCCAGAGGUACUGUGCAUAUUUGGGACUGGGGACUUGGGGCGCUCUCUGGGCCUACGUCUCCUUCAGUCUGGUUACAGAUUGGUGUAUGGCAGCCGCAGACCUCACACCUGUGGCCCUUUGCCUCAGGGAGCACAGGUGAUGAGCCACGCAGAAGCAGCCCAGUCUGCCAGUCUGAUCUUUAUUUGCGUUCACAGAGACCACUAUGAAUUCAUGGAGAAAAUGCAACCUCAUCUCCACGGAAAGGUGCUGGUGGACCUCAGUAACAACCUGAAGAAAAAUAUGUAUCCAGAAGCCAAUGCUGUCUACUUGCAGAGGCUGGUCCCCAAAGCUUCUGUGGUGAAAGGCCUUAACACAUUGUCUGCCUGGGCUCUGCAGAAUGGACUUCUGGCUGGAAAACAGGUGUACCUAUGUGGGGACAACGCAGAAGCAAAGCAGGCAGUAGCACAAAUGACAACCAAACUGGGCCUUACUGUUCUGGAUAAAGGUUCCCUAUCAGCAGCUGGAGAGCUGGAGGACUUUCCUCUAAAACUGUUCACAGAGUGGAGGGUGCCUCUAUACAUAGCCUUCAGCCUCACUGCCUUCUUCUUCUUCUACCUGCUCAUCAGAGAUAUCAUUUACGCUUAUGCUGAAAAGGGGACUGACAUCUCCUACCGAAUCAUUGUGUCCCUGGCCAACAAGGUGUUUCCAAUUGUGUCACUCAUCAUGCUGUCUCUUUGUUACCUGCCUGGUGCUAUAGCAGGUUUAAUUCAACUUUACAGAGGGACCAAAUACAGGCGCUUCCCUAACUGGCUGGACAGCUGGAUGCUGUGCAGGAAGCAGCUGGGUCUGGUUGCACUGGGCUUUGGGUUUCUCCAUGCCAUCUACACAAUUAUAAUUCCUAUUCGCUAUGCUUUCAGGCACAAACUCAUCUCGUCUGUUGUGGAUGAGAUGAAGGAUAAUAAAACCACACCAUUUUACUUUGAUCAAACUGAAGCGUGGGGCACAGACACAUUCAUAGCCCUGGGAAUCCUGGGUUUCUUUCUUUUUGUCCUGCUAGGACUAACAUCCCUGCCCUCUGUGGGAGGCACUUUCAGCUGGAGAGAAUUCAGCUUCAUUCAGUCUAAGCUGGGCCAUCUGACUCUGUUCAUAUGCACAGCACAUGGCUACAUUUAUGGCUGGAAUAAAUUUCUUCCCCCCUACAAAUGGUACACCCCUCCGGCCUACAUGCUCUGUCUGAUUGUGCCUUCUGUGACUCUGGUGCUCAAGCUACUUCUUCUUCUCCCCUGUGUGGAUCGCACCCUCACCCGCAUUCGGCAAGGCUGGGAGAGGAAUCAGCCAAGAGAGGAGAUGAGUGAGAUGAAGGCCACCAGCCUGUGA
Molecule: messenger RNA, 1419 nt
Organism: Melanotaenia boesemani (Boeseman's rainbowfish)
Lineage: Eukaryota; Metazoa; Chordata; Actinopteri; Atheriniformes; Melanotaeniidae
Product: metalloreductase STEAP4-like
Exons: 10
Coding region: 1-1419 (472 amino acids)
Biological process (GO): copper ion import
Cellular component (GO): endosome; plasma membrane
Molecular function (GO): cupric reductase (NADH) activity; ferric-chelate reductase (NADPH) activity
Source: RefSeq, a predicted model, not a curated record